AUGGUCCCAGGCUGGGACUCCCAGCUCUUAUAUCAGAAACGGAUCUCAGGUGUUUACACUCCCCGAUGCAUUCUCGUUCGUGGUUACGCUCUUAUUCUUUCUUCGACUCGGCUGACGACUCUGACUCCUUUUUUCUAUCUCAUCUACUCGCUUAUUGAGAGGACAUAUAACCUCUCAGCGAGAACGACUGAUAUAUUGGUUCGGUGGCUCAGUCUACGAACAGCCUACCCAG
Perkinsus marinus ATCC 50983 is the source of this 232-nucleotide messenger RNA. RefSeq lists its product as hypothetical. The record is from RefSeq and is a predicted model, not a curated record. The transcript has a single exon. NCBI's taxonomy places the organism in Eukaryota, Perkinsozoa, Perkinsida, Perkinsidae. The annotation marks the transcript as partial.